AGCCCGCCACGCAGCAUGUCUCUGCCGCGCGUGCAGCGUGCGGCCCGCUGCGCCCUCCGGCUGCAACAGGAACGUUCGGCCCUGCGUGCGGUGGCCGCGCGCGCCCGGUCCACCGCGGCUGCGCUUGCGGCCGAGGCGGACUGGGACGCCGCCAGGCCCUACAGCGACAUCCCCGGCCCCAAGCCUCUGGCCGUCGGCGGCAACGCCUGGCGGUUCAUGCCGUACGUCGGCCAGUUCCACGGCCUGGGCCUCGACGAGCUCAUCGCGGCGCUGCACGCCGAGUUCGGCCCCGUGUGCAAGCUGGGCGGCAUGCCCAGGCCGGACCUGCUCUUCGUCAGCGACGUCGACAUCAUGCAGAGUGUGCUCCGCAACGAGGGCUCGUGGCCCACUCGGCGCGCGGCCCAGACCCUGGAGCACUACUUCCGCGACCUUAGGAAAAACUACCUCGUCAGCUUGGCGGUUUCGAACGGCAAGGAGUGGCAAGACUUCCGCAGCGCCGUCAACCAGGUCAUGAUGCAGCCGCGCAACACGGCGCCCUACGUGCAGCCCAUCGACAGCGUGGCCCAGGACUUCGUGGCCAGGAUGAGGGAGAUUCGAGCCCCGGACGGCAGGAUGCCCGCCGACUACACCGACGAGCUGGCCAAGUGGUCCCUGGAGUCCAUCUCGUACGUGGCCCUCGACACGCGGCUGGGCCUGCUGGCGGGCGACUUGGACCCCACCUCGGACGCGGUCGUCAUGAUGGACACCAUCAGGGGCCUGUUCGACUGCAUGUACAACCUGGACAUCAAGCCCUCCGUCUGGAAGUGGGUGUCCACCCCCACCUACAGGAAGUUCGUCGGCAACAUGCACUUGUUCACCAGCCUGGCGUCCAAGUACGUGGACAGGGCGGUGGCGAGGCUGAAGGCCCUGUCGCGCCGAGAGCUGGAGCAGGGCAACCGCAGUGUGCUGGAGAGCCUCCUGAUUAACACGGGGGACCCCACCAAGGCCGUCUCCAUGGUCAUGGACAUGCUCCUCGCCGGCGUGGACACGACCUCCGCGGCGAUGAGCGGCUUGCUGUACCAACUGGCCACCAACCCGGACAAGCAGGCCAAGCUGCAGGAGGAGCUGGACCGCGUGAUCCCCGACAAGACCGCGCCCAUCACACAGGACCAGAUGGAGCAGCUCAAGUACGCGCGCGCGUGCAUCAAGGAGGCCAUGAGGCUCAUGCCCGUGCUGCCCACCUCCUUUCGAGACACCGGCAAGGACCAGGUCCUGGGCGGCUACCGGGUGCCGAAAGGGACCACCGUCGGCAUGUCCAGCCUCGUGAUGGCGCAGGACGAGAGGUACUUCCCGAAGGCCCGCCAGUUCCUCCCCGAGCGCUGGCUCCCCGGCGGCUCCAAGACCGACCAUCCCUUCGCCUUCCUGCCCUUCGGCUUCGGGCCGCGCAUGUGCGUCGGCAAGCGCUUCGCCAACCUGGAGCUGGAGAACCUCGUCGCCAAGAUUUUCCGGAACUUCACGCUGGAGUGGAAUCAGCCUCCGGCACGGACCAAAUUCACCAUCUUCCUGAAAUUCGAGACUCCACUCCAAUUCAUCGUGAGGGAUCGGCCCUAAACGGGCUGGCGUCGAGGCGUGCUGUGCUGCAAGUGCGAGAGGGAAGGGGAGUCCAGACGCGCGCUGAGUUACUUCUCCAACGGAAAGACGGUCAGUCCAAAAGCCCUUUGUAAAAUUCAAGUCCCGCGUUCGCCUUCAUUGUAAAGCAUUUUCUCAAGUGUCUUUAAAAUACAAUCAAAUCAGAGACUUAA
Molecule: messenger RNA, 1781 nt
Organism: Thrips palmi
Lineage: Eukaryota; Metazoa; Arthropoda; Insecta; Thysanoptera; Thripidae
Product: probable cytochrome P450 49a1
Exons: 11
Coding region: 16-1590 (524 amino acids)
Molecular function (GO): heme binding; iron ion binding; monooxygenase activity
Source: RefSeq, a predicted model, not a curated record